AUGCCACGACCGAAUUAUUACGAUGAGGUAGAAUUGGAAGAUAUGUCGUACGACGAAGAGCGGGAUCUUUUUCAUUAUCCAUGCCCUUGUGGAGAUCGAUUCGAAAUCACAAGAAUACAAUUGAAAGAUGCAGAAGAUGUGGCAAGGUGUCCAAGUUGCAGUUUGAUCAUUCGUGUCGUCUUUGAUCCGCUCGAUUUCGAGGAAGAUGAUGACGUCGCGCCAGCUUCUCAGAUUGCGACAUCCGCCACACCUGUUGCUCAAGCAGCAUAA
Messenger RNA from Meira miltonrushii, 270 nucleotides. Its product is annotated as zf-CSL-domain-containing protein. The record is from RefSeq and is a predicted model, not a curated record. The transcript has 2 exons. Gene Ontology annotation, molecular function: metal ion binding. The coding region runs from base 1 to 270 and encodes 89 amino acids. Lineage: Eukaryota; Fungi; Basidiomycota; Exobasidiomycetes; Exobasidiales; Brachybasidiaceae. Gene Ontology annotation, biological process: protein histidyl modification to diphthamide.